UGGCGCGGAGGAGGCGGGUGGACAGGCGGUUGGAAGCGCGAGCGGCCGGGCGGUGGUCGAUUCCCAUCUGGACGCAGACGAUGGCGAGCCCGCCGGCUGUGCCCCGGCUGCCUCCGCACGACCCGAGGACGCCGGCUCUGUCGGUGGUGGACAUGCACACGGGCGGCGAGCCCCUGCGCAUCGUGCUGGCGGGGUGUCCGGAGGUGGUCGGCCCCACGCUGCUGGCCAAGCGGCGCUACAUGCGCCAGCACCUCGACCACGUGCGGCGACGGCUCAUGUUCGAGCCCCGGGGGCACCGGGACAUGUACGGGGCUGUGCUGGUGCCGAGCGAGCUGCCUGACGCGCACCUGGGCGUCCUGUUCCUGCACAACGAGGGCUACAGUUCCAUGUGCGGCCACGCGGUGCUGGCUCUGGGCCGGUUCGCGCUCGACUUCGGGCUGGUGCCAGCGCCCCCCGCCGGCGCCCGCGAGGCCCUGGUCAACAUCCACUGCCCGUGCGGGCUGGUGGCCGCCUUCGUGGAGUGCGAGGGCGGCCGCAGUGACGGCCCGGUGCGCUUCCACAGCGUCCCGGCCUUCGCGCUGGCGACAGAUCUCCUAGUGGAUGUCCCCGGUCAUGGAAAGGUGGUGGUGGACAUUGCAUAUGGUGGUGCGUUUUAUGCGUUUGUUAGUGCUGAAAAGUUAGGACUUGAUGUUUGUUCCACAAAGACAAGGGACCUCAUGGAUGCAGCAAGUGCAGUGACAGCAGCAGUGAAAGCUCAGUUUAAAAUUAAUCAUCCUGACAGCGAAGACCUUGCCUUUCUAUAUGGAACUAUAUUAACAGAUGGAAAAGACGCUUAUAGUGAGGAACCAACCACCAACAUCUGUGUGUUUGCAGAUGAACAGGUCGACAGAAGUCCUACCGGCUCAGGAGUGACAGCCCGAAUUGCCCUACAGUAUCACAAAGGGCUUCUAGAACUGAACCAGACCAGAGCCUUUAAAAGCAGUGCAACCGGCUCAGUAUUCACAGGGAAGGCUGUGAGGGAAGUAAAAUGUGGUGAUUUUAAAGCUGUUAUAGUGGAAGUAUCUGGACAAGCCCAUUACACAGGUACAGCAAGCUUUAUAGUAGAAGAUGAUGACCCACUGAGGGAUGGAUUUCUUCUCAAAUGACUUAUAUGACUUUUAAGGGCUUUCUUUAAAUUGUUAUCAUAAGUAAUUUUUCUUUGAAUUACGUGGAAAACUGUAUCCAAAUUGUACAUGUAAGCCAACUAACAUUCUUCUUAAAAUAAUACACUGUGGUUAAAUAUAAAGUCAUUAUUCCUCAUAUUUAUACAUGUGUAUUGGUAUAAAUAUUGCUUAUAGAAUACAAAAUGCAGAAUACUUUUCUAAUUAUUAACAUAUCAGGUAAAAUUAAAACCUUAGUUCUUGUUACUUUUAAAUAUUCCUCUGUGGUAAUUACUAUAAUAUUCUGUUUUAAAUGCUCUGAAUAAUAGCUUCAAUUGUAGCCCUCACAGCAAUGAGUCUUACAAGUUCAUUAUUUUAGUCUUCCAGUUUUUGAGUAAAAUAAUGCCCUCUCUCUAAGCAGCAUGCAAGGGAGACAGCUUAUUAUAAAGUCCUCAACACUUAGCAGUCAUAAACUGGGAAGGAAUGGGGUGGUCAGCUUCUUUGGGUGAGAGUUGUUGUAGCUGCUGCAGGGAUGUCCUCUGUGCGGCAGAGCCCAGCUCCUAUACCCGUAAACUCGUGAGAGAUGAUCAAGAAUCAGGCUUUUGAUAUAUCUUUAAGGCUCUUAUAAAAGGGGUUGUUUAUUGCAUUACUGAAGUAUAGGUACACAGUAGGAGUCAAUCAAUAAAUCUCUACAGCGGGGCAAGUCUCAUACUCUGCCAACUACAUGCCAGGUAAUUUAAAACAUGAAAGAAAUGUUAACUAUUGGCAUUCUUGCUAGUUAAUUGUGAACCUGUUAAAAAAUAAAAUUUGAUCAUUAUCAGUCAUUAUAAAAUGAAGUAUUAAAAAUUAUUCACCAUGUGAUUUUC
Balaenoptera acutorostrata (minke whale) is the source of this 2005-nucleotide messenger RNA. It is a transcript of the gene L3HYPDH, whose product is annotated as trans-L-3-hydroxyproline dehydratase. Gene Ontology annotation, molecular function: hydro-lyase activity. The record is from RefSeq and is a predicted model, not a curated record. Lineage: Eukaryota; Metazoa; Chordata; Mammalia; Artiodactyla; Balaenopteridae. The transcript has 5 exons. Bases 81 to 1145 code for a protein of 354 amino acids.